ACAACAGAGUGAUGAAACUCCGAUGGUUUGGGAGAUGCUUCUUUACAUAUAUAUCCUCUACUCUCCAGAUUGGCACUACCGUAGCACAAUGCCCACCUUCCUCUUCCUCUAUGGUGCGGCCUUUGCUGUUGUUCAUUCAUUUGUCCAUUUUGGCAUUGGCUUUAAGGGUCAUGCUAUGUGGCACGUGUUCAUGGGUUUCAAUUCCUACUCUGCAAACACGUUCUUGAUGUUUUGCCGGGCUGAGCAGCGGGGAUGGGCGCCUAAGAUAGUCCAUGUCAUGGGACUUUUGCCCUAUGUGAAGAUUGAGAAACCAAAAUCGCAAUGAAUGAUAUUGUUCUGAUAGUUAAGUAUAGCUUUGGUCCAGAAGUCUUGACAGUUGAGGAAAGCAAACUAUCGAUCGAUUUUUUUGUUUUUGUUUCUCUCUUUAACCAACGGAUCUUAAUGAUCAUUUAGAUUUUGUCGGUUGGCAUUUUGUCUUUUAUUUUAUUUCUAAAAGCAGAGUAUGUAACAUAUUUCUAUAAGCUUUUUGUUUGCAGUAUUGAUUAGGUUGAUGGUUUUGCUUUUGGACCGUUUGAGUUCUGUUUGAGGCAUAUUCUCAAUGCUGUGACGGAUGUGCCAAUCGAAUUUUGGUUCCUUUUAUACCUUUUCACUCUUUUCUA
This is a messenger RNA of Morus notabilis, 659 nucleotides long. Its product is annotated as alkaline ceramidase. The record is from RefSeq and is a predicted model, not a curated record. Gene Ontology annotation, biological process: defense response to other organism; response to salt stress; autophagy. The coding region runs from base 23 to 325 and encodes 100 amino acids. Lineage: Eukaryota; Viridiplantae; Streptophyta; Magnoliopsida; Rosales; Moraceae. The transcript has 2 exons.